AUGUACAUCCGGUCGACUCUCCUCCCCAUCCUGGGCCUCUCGGCCACCGGCAUGGCCGCCUACGUCCUCGAAGACGACUACGGCACCUCGACCUCCUUCUUCGACAAAUUCUCCUUCUUCACUGACCCCGAUCCAACCGGCGGCUUCGUCUCGUACGUCGACCGCAACACCGCGCAGAAAGCCGGCCUGAUUUCUGCCAACGGCGCCGUCUACAUGGGCGUGGACCAUACCAACGUCGCCGGCAGCAGCGGCCGGCAGAGCGUCCGCCUCACCAGCACAAAGAGCUACACGCACGGCCUCGUCAUCUUGGAUCUGGCGCACAUGCCAGGCGGUAUCUGCGGCACCUGGCCUGCCUUCUGGCUGCUCGGCCCCGACUGGCCCUCUCACGGCGAAAUCGACAUUAUCGAGGGCGUCAACACCCAGUCCACCAACCAGAUGACCCUCCACUCCACGGACGGCUGCUCCAUCGCCAACGGCGGCUUCACCGGCACCCUGCUCACCAGCAACUGCUACGACUAUGCCCCCGGCCAAGAAACCAACGCAGGCUGCAGCAUCGCCGCCACCUCAAGCCUGACCUACGGGACGGGGUUCAACAACGCCGGCGGCGGCAUCUACGCAACAGAGUGGACCUCCGCAGGUAUCAGCAUCUGGUUCUUCCCUCGCGGAUCUACCCCCCUGGAUAUCCGAGCCGGCACACCCGACCCGACAAACUGGGGAACGCCGCUCGCCAAGUUUGCCCCGGGAAGCUGCGACUUUGAUGCGCAUUUUAGCGAGAUGCAGCUUGUCUUCGAUACGACGUUCUGCGGCGGCUGGGCAGGCGCUGUCUGGGGCUCCGGCAGCUGUGCGUCCGUGGAGUCCUCGUGCCAGGAUUUCGUCGCGAAUAACCCCUCUGUGUUCCAGGAGGCGUACUGGCUCAUUAAUUCGCUCAAGGUGUAUCAGGAUGCACCUGGGCGAGUAAGACGAGGAUGA
This is a messenger RNA of Aspergillus fischeri NRRL 181, 969 nucleotides long. Its product is annotated as glycoside hydrolase family 16 protein. The coding region runs from base 1 to 969 and encodes 322 amino acids. Gene Ontology annotation, molecular function: hydrolase activity, hydrolyzing O-glycosyl compounds. Gene Ontology annotation, biological process: glucan catabolic process. The record is from RefSeq and is a predicted model, not a curated record. Lineage: Eukaryota; Fungi; Ascomycota; Eurotiomycetes; Eurotiales; Aspergillaceae. The transcript is spliced from 3 exons.